This is a messenger RNA of Cryptotermes secundus, 1234 nucleotides long. RefSeq names its product inorganic pyrophosphatase (gene Nurf-38). Gene Ontology annotation, molecular function: inorganic diphosphate phosphatase activity; magnesium ion binding. Gene Ontology annotation, cellular component: cytoplasm. Bases 9 to 980 code for a protein of 323 amino acids. The transcript is spliced from 8 exons. Lineage: Eukaryota; Metazoa; Arthropoda; Insecta; Blattodea; Kalotermitidae. The record is from RefSeq and is a predicted model, not a curated record. Gene Ontology annotation, biological process: phosphate-containing compound metabolic process.
AUGGCAGAAUGCAUACCAAAUCGCACGUGCUAAUUUCGUGUUUCAAACGGUUAACACCACGGUUGUUUCCCGGUGCUCGCUGUAGUUACUUCUGCAGAAAACAGUCAAGUUUAGCAAUGUAUCAAGCUGUGGAAAGAGGUUCACCUAAUACAACGGACUACAGAAUAUAUUUCAGAAAUUCUUCUGGUCCGAUUUCCCCUUUACAUGACAUUCCCAUUUAUGCUGAUGCUAGUAAGAAAAUCUACAAUAUGGUUGUUGAAAUCCCUCGGUGGACAAAUGCAAAAAUGGAGAUCAAUUUGAAAGAGGUUUUAAACCCCAUAAAGCAGGAUGUAAAGAAAGGGAAGUUAAGAUUUGUGGCCAACUGCUUUCCUCACCAUGGUUAUAUUUGGAAUUAUGGCGCCAUUCCCCAGACAUGGGAGAAUCCAGAAGUUUUAGAUGAAUCAACAGGUUGCAAAGGUGACAAUGAUCCAAUUGAUAUUUUGGAAAUUGGUUACCGAGUGGCAAAGAGGGGAGAAGUGCUUCAGGUUAAAGUACUGGGAUCUGUAGCCCUUAUUGAUGAAGGUGAAACCGAUUGGAAGAUAAUUGCCAUUGAUGUGAAUGAUCCCAUAGCAGAUGAGUUAAAAGAUAUUGCAGACGUGGAAAAGCAUUUCCCCGGACUUCUAAAGGCCACAAUUGAGUGGUUCAAAAUCUAUAAAAUUCCAGAUGGGAAGCCAGAGAAUCAAUUUGCAUUUAAUGGUGAGGCAAAGAACAGGGAGUUUGCUCAUCAUGUCAUUGAAGAUGUGCAUAAGUACUGGGCUGGCCUUAUUAAAAAAGAAACUGAAGCUGGUGGCAUUUCAUGUGCAAACGUAACAAAUGCUGAGAGUCCUUUCAAGAUUGAACAGAAGGAUGCAGAGGAUGUAAUUGCAAAGAGUCCACAGCUUGGAUCACCCGAGCCUAUUGAGUCUGUUGUGGACAAGUGGCAUUACAUUCAUCUGAAAUAAUUACUCAGUACAACUGCAUCUGUGUCUCACUUUUUGAGACUGCAGUAUGGACCAUUUAACACAUACCAGUUCCACCAAUUGGAACAUAUUCAAUCAUCCGUGGUAAUUGUGAUUAAUUUGAAAAUACACUUGUGUUAUGUGGGUAAAUAAAUGAAGUGAAAUUUAUUGUUAUGAGAUGUGAAUUUAUCUUGAUUUUACAUAAUUGUAAAUUAGCAUAAUCAUGUUUAUUUUCUGAAUAAAUUUUUUUUUCUUUC